AGCACCCACCCCAUGUUCCAGGGGUCCAACCCCCUCCCGUCCAUCCACAGAGAUCCCCUUGAUGCCACCGCAGCCACCGGCCCCGUGACCCUGCCCCGGCCCCGCAGGGCCCAGGGGACCCCGCUGGGGACCUGCCCCACAGCCACCACCCUGUUUGCUCCGGUGCUGGCACAGCCAAGGAGGCUGUGCCAGGCAGGCAGAGGCAAAGGCAGCUCCGGCCCCAGGCUGGGGCACAGGAGGGAUGGGCUUCCAGCGGAGCCACCGGCUGAACCUGCUGCGCCUCAUCGUGCUGCUCCUCGUGGCCUUGGCUGGCAUCAAGUUCCUGUUCCGUGACAGCUUCACCCUGGAGCUGCACAAGCAGGUGAGCAAGGACAGUGGGUUCUGGGGCGAUGCUGGUGACACCAUUGAGGACACCGGACCCCAGAGCCAGGUCCUGCUGCUCCCGGUGGCCAAGAUAACAGCCCCGAGGCAGGAGGCUGGGCAGGUCACCAGGGACACCAGGGACACCCCGAUGAGGCUGGUCCACCUGGACCUCAAGGGAGCUGCGCCCCGAGUCUCCUACCUGGAGCAGGUGUUCCCACUGCUGUCCCUGCUGGGAGCCAACGGUGUCCUCAUGGAGUACGAGGACAUGUUCCCCUUCAAAGGGGAGCUGGAAGUGCUCAGGUCCCCAUACGCAUACAGUGAGGAGGACAUCGAGCGCAUCCAGCAGCUGGCAGAGCUGCACAAGCUGGAGGUGGUUCCCCUGGUGCAGACCUUUGGGCACGUGGAGUUCAUCCUCAAGCAUGAGAAGUACCAGCACCUGCGGGAGGUCGAGCGCUUCCCCAACAGCUUCAACCCUCACACCCCGGACACCCUGGCCCUGCUCAAGAGCAUCCUGUCCCAGGUGAUGGAGAAGCACAAGCGCUCCACAUGGAUCCACAUUGGUGCAGAUGAGGUCUUCCAUCUCGGGGAAGGGAUGGACUCCAAGAACUGGAUGAGCCACAACAAGGGCGACACAGGGACCAUGUUCCUGAACCACAUCAAGGAGGUGCUGGGCUUCAUCACCACGCAGUACUGGGGGCUGCGGGUGCUCAUGUGGGAUGACAUGCUGCGGAAGAUCAGCGUGGGAGCCCUGCAGGACUCUGGCAUAGCAAAGCACGUCUCACCUGUGGUGUGGUUCUAUGCACCCGACUUCGAGGCCGAGCAGAUUGUGCCGUUCCUCACCAAGUACGCAGAGAGCGGCUUCGAGGCCGUGUGGUUUGCCAGCGCCUUCAAGGGCACCACAGGACCAGCACAGGCCUGGCCCCCAUUGAGCUUCCACCUGCGGAACCACCUGAGCUGGCUGCGGGUGAUGGAGGCACUGCCCCAGCUGGCCCCACUGCGGCUCCAUGGCACCGUCCUCACCGGCUGGCAGAGGUAUGAUCACUACUCAGUGCUCUGUGAGCUGCUGCCUGUCGGGAUCCCCUCGCUGGCCAUCUGCCUGCAGACCCUGGUGACCGGGGGAUUCACGGAAGAGACAAAGAGGAAGGUCCUGGAUGUGCUGGGCUUCGAGAGCAUGCAGCUGGAGCAGAGCACAUGUGAGGGCAGAGGAGUGUUCCCUGGUGCAGAGAUCUACCACAUGGUUGAGCAGGUUAAUGGGCACCUGAAGGAGAGCAUCCAUAAAGCCCUGGAGGAAGAGAGUGCCAUCAAGGGCUGGUUCAGCCCCUACCAUCGGAAGCACCAGUUUGGUAACCCCCGAAACAUGGAGAGCUUUGGCAGCAAGGUGCUCAAGCUCCAUGAGGACUGGGAGAGCUUCAUCCGUGACCUGCGCACCCACUUGGAGAGGGUCUAUUACCCGGACACGGUGGAGGAGUGGCUGGAGGAGAACGUCAACCCCUACCUGGACCAGCUGCGGGACCUGGUGCGGGACUACCGAGCCAUCAUCCGCCUCAACGCCCGGCCCAAGGCCACGUAAGGGCCAUUGCCCCCCCCCAGCUCCCACUGUCUCCCCUGUGCUGGGCUAUGGGGCCACAUCCUGUGCCAUCCGGUGCCCACACUGCUGCUGUGGCCGCCCUGGAUGGAGCUGCUCCUG
Molecule: messenger RNA, 2050 nt
Organism: Melopsittacus undulatus (budgerigar)
Lineage: Eukaryota; Metazoa; Chordata; Aves; Psittaciformes; Psittaculidae
Product: hexosaminidase D-like
Exons: 14
Coding region: 242-1933 (563 amino acids)
Biological process (GO): carbohydrate metabolic process
Molecular function (GO): hexosaminidase activity
Source: RefSeq, a predicted model, not a curated record